Cladophialophora immunda is the source of this 1629-nucleotide messenger RNA. RefSeq lists its product as uncharacterized. The transcript is spliced from 6 exons. The record is from RefSeq and is a predicted model, not a curated record. Gene Ontology annotation, molecular function: fluconazole transmembrane transporter activity. NCBI's taxonomy places the organism in Eukaryota, Fungi, Ascomycota, Eurotiomycetes, Chaetothyriales, Herpotrichiellaceae. The coding region runs from base 1 to 1629 and encodes 542 amino acids. Gene Ontology annotation, biological process: xenobiotic detoxification by transmembrane export across the plasma membrane.
AUGUCACAGCUUAUCCACGACUCCUUCUUUGGCCGCUUGCUGCGACACUUGUCCAAGGGAAGGUUGCUGCCGCACGAGGAGACUAAAGACCCUGCCAUCCUAGAACAAUUUGCUAAUGUCUCGUCUACUCCGGUGGAAAAGACGUCGCCUGAACGACCCGCUUCGAACGCGAGCACUCUCAACCCAGGCGAUGGCGAACUGGCUGAGAAAGGACGAGACCCGAACAUUGUGGGCUGGUACGGACCGGACGAUCCAGAGAACCCUCUCAAUUGGUCAGCCUUCACCAAAUGCGCAAUCACCUUUGAGCUGUGCUACUUGACUUUUGCGGUCUAUGUGGGAUCUUCUGUCUAUACUGCUGGCGUUGUGGACGUCAUGAAGGAUUUCGGGGUUGGCCAGAUACCUGCGACACUUCCACUGACAGUCUUCGUGCUCGGGUUUGGACUAGGACCCAUGACCCUAGCACCGCUCAGUGAGGCACCUGCAAUUGGAAGAACGCCAAUUUACAUUUGGACACUUCUAGCUUUCGUCCUACUCCAGAUUCCCGUGGCUUUGUCGGUCGACCUUCCCAUGCUCAUUGUUUUCCGGUUCAUUACAGGCGUUCUAGGGUCUCCUCCCCUUGCUACUGGCGGCGCCUCCAUCGCGGAGAUAUUCACACCGCGAAAGAGAGGACUGGCGAUCGGCAUCUGGGGCGUUGCAGCUAUCUUUGGUCCUAUCUUUGGUCCGCUUCUUGGUGGCUUUGCCGCUCAGUCGAAAGGUUGGCGCUGGACCAUAUGGGAGCUGAUGUGGAUCUCUGGCCUUGCUCUCAUCAUCUUGUUCUUCUUCCUGCCCGAGGUCAACGCAAAGAAUAUUUUGUAUCGCCGAGCGCACCGACUCCGACGUCUGACAGGCAAUACCAAACUCAUGAGCGAAGGAGAAAUCGCCUACAAGCACGUCACUGUCCGAAAAGUGGCAUAUCUCACCAUCAUCCGCCCCUGGAUCCUAACGUUUACGGAGCCACUCGUCUUUCUCCUUCACACCUGGGUCGCGCUAAUUUUCGGCCUGUUGUUCAUCUGGUUUACGUCGUUCCCGCUGGUGUUCGAGGGAGUCUACGGUUUCAACCCGGGGCAAACCGGACUGUCGUUUCUCGGUCUCCUCGUCGGAGCGUUUUUCUGCAUUCCACCGUUCAUCUGGUACGACCGUGGAGUGCAGCGGAGGAUGUUUGACGAAGGUGGUCGGAUCAUGAAGCCUGAGCAACGCCUCGUUCCCGCGAUGGUCACCGCCGCCACCAUCCCGAUCUGUCUCUUCUGGUUCGGCUGGAGCGCCCGGAAGGACGUCCAUUGGAUCGUCCCCAUCAUCGGCACCUGUUUCUUCGCCGUCGGCGCCCUGAUCAUCGUCAACGCAGUCCUGACCUAUCUCCCCGACGCGUUCCCGACAGAAAUCCCCUCCGUCAUGGCCGGCUCCGCGUUCAUGCGCUUCUCCUUCGGCGCCGCCUUCCCGUUGUUCGCGCCGGCCAUGUACCACAACCUUGGAAUCCACUGGGCGAGCAGCCUGCUGGGCUUUCUAGGUCUGGCGUACGUGCCGAUCCCGUUCCUGUUUUACUUUUUCGGCGAGAGAUUCCGGAAUGCAAGUAAGCGAGCGCGGCACACCUGA